CAGGCAGUUCCGUAGCUUGAACGUAGCAGAACGUCAAGAUGUUGAGAUUCAGUCGGCCUCUCCUACUUCUACUCCUGUCCUUGUCAUGGGCCCAAACAGGUGAGUUAAACAAAAAACAAAGGACCGCCUUUGAUGAGCUGUUUUCUGCUGCUCCCUUUCAGGCUAAGUCAGUCUCAAUUCCUUCCCUUUGAGAUGUUCAGGGUGCGAGUGCCGUUCAUUUUUAUGUCGCCAGAACGGCACCAGCCGUGUGCAAGGGAGGUAAAGGUAAGGGGACCCCUGACCAUUAGGUCCAGUCGUGGCCGACUCUGGGGUUGUGGCGCUCAUUUCACUUUAUUGGCCGAGGGAGCCGGCAUACAGCUUCCAGGUCAUGUGGCCAGCAUGACUAAGUUGCUUCUGGCGGACCAGAGCAGUGCACGGAAAUGCUGUUUACCUUCCCGCUGGAGCGGUACCUAUUGAUCUACUUGCACUUUGACGUGCUUUCGAACUGCUAGGUUGGCAGGAGCAGGGACCGAGCAACGGGAGCUCACCCCGUCACGGGGAUUCGAACCGCUGACCUUCCGAUCGGCAAGUCCUAGGCUCUGUGGUUUAACCCACAGCGCCACCCUCGUCCCUGUGUGCAAGAGAAGAGAGUGCCAAAUUUGCACAGCCAGAGAACAUUCAUAAACAUAAGUUUGUAUCCAACCUGAGUCCUAGAGCAGACCCAUUCAAAUGAAUAGGCGUGACUAGAAUCGUAGCUCUGGAAGGGGGAUCCCCAACUGAGAUUAUUUGCAAUGGGACUACCCAGAGUAGGAUUUAGCUGAAUGCCUCUCAGGGUUUGCAAGUGGACCUAUUGAAAUGUACGAGCGUGGCUAAGGUCCAUUUAUUUUAUUUAUUUCUGCUCUGAGCAGAAAUUGCUUGGAGUCAGCCCUUUAAAAGGGGUGGCAAAUAAAUUUUAAAUGUUCUCCAACUUUGUGGGGUGGACCUCAUAAGGCAGCAAGGAGGGGAGCACUCCUGGUGAACUGAUCUCUGGGAUAGCUCAGUUUGCAAAGCAUGAGACUCUUAAUCUCAAGGUCGUGAGUUUGAGCCCCACGUUGGGCAAAAGGUUCCUGCCAAUGGCUUCAAGUUAUAAGAAAGGAGAUUCCAACUAAGCAACAGGAAGAACUUUUGAUUAAUAAUAAUACUAAUAAUAAUUUAUUAUUCAUACCCCGCCCAUCUGCCUGGGUCUCCCCAGCCACUCUGGGCGGCUUCCAACAAAGUAUUAAAAUACAGUGGUCUGUUAAACAUUAAAAGCUUCCCUAAACAGGUCUGCCUUCAGAUGUCUUCUAAAAGUCUGGUAGUUGUUGUUCUCUUUGACAUCUGAUGGGAGGGCGUUCCACAGGGCAGGUGCCACCACCGAGAAGGCCCUCUGCCUGGUUCCCUGUAACUUGGCUUCUUGCAGUGAGGGAACCGCCAGAAGGUCCUUGGCGCUGGACCUCAGUGUCCGGGCAGAACGUUGGGGGUGGAGACGCUCCUUCAGGUAUACUGGGCCGAGGCCAGUAUAAGAGUUGUUUGGCAGUGGAAUGGUCUCCCUUGGAAGGUGAUGCUCUCCUUCGUGGGAGGCUUUUAAGCAGAGGUUGGACGGCCAUCUGUCCUGGAUGCUUUAGCUGAGAUUCCUGCAUUGCAGGGGGUUGGACUGGAUGACCCUUAGGGUCCCUUCCAACUCGACAAUUUGGUGAUUCUGUAAUCUAUUGACGCUGCUCCUCCAUGACGGUGGUGUGAAUCGGGUGUGGUCUCCAAGUGGUCUCGAGGCAAGUCCAGACUCCUUUCCUUUGAAACUGAUCUGACUCACCAAGGGCAACCCUGCUCAUCUCCCCUUUCCAAGCCUGCCCACCUCUGUCCCAAGCAGGCAGCUGCAAGCUUAGAGGAGAGAGAAAUUUAGGGAGACCUUUCUGUGACACAGGGACGCGGGUGACGCUGUGGGUAAAACCUCAGCGCCUAGGGCUUGCCAAUCGCAUGGUCGGCAGUUCGAAUCCCCGCGACGACGGGGUGAGCUCCCGUCUUUCGGUCCCAGCUCCUGCCCACCUAGCAGUUCGAAAGCACUCCUAAGUGCAAAUAGAUAAAUAGGUACCGCUUUAUAGCGGGAAGGUAAAUGGCGUUUCCGUGCGCUGCGCUGGCUCGCCAGAUGCAGCUUGUCACGCUGGCCACGUGACCCGGAAGUGUCUCCGGACAGCGCUGGCCCCCGGCCUCUUAAGUGAGAUGGGCGCACAACCCUAGAGCCGGACACGACUGGCCCAUACGGGCAGGGGUACCUUUACCUUUUACCUUCUGUGGCACAGCUGCUUUUGGAAUACCGGUCGCCUCGACUCGAAAAGGAUAUUGUUAAGUGCUGGGGAAGGUUCAGAAAAGGGUUAGGGUUAGGUUCGCCUAGGAAGAAAGGUUGCAGCAUUUAGGGCUUUUGUUGCUGUUAUUUAGAGAAAAGGUGAGUAAAGAGGAAGCAUGAAGGAAGUUUGUAAAAUGAUGCAUAGAAAGAGGAAGUUUUCUCCCCUUCUCUUGUAACGCUAGAAGUCGCAGAAGGGCAUUCAUUGCAGCUGAAUGUUGUAAGAUACAGGAUAGGUAAAGGGAAGUCUUUCAUGCACCACAAUUCUGUGUCCAGGGCAGAUGUCUCCAUCUGGUACGCAGGAUGAGACCCUAUCUGCCCGCAGACUGUCUUGCCAGAGUGGUGCAUGCUCUGGUUAUCUCCCGCUUGGACUACUGCAAUGCACUCUCCGUGGGGCUACCUUUGAAGGUGACCCGGAAACUACAACUAAUCCAGAAUGCGGCAGCUAGACUGGGGACUGGGAGAGGCCACCGAGACCAUAUAACACCGGUCCUGAAAGACCUACAUUGGCUCCCAGGACUUUUCCAAGCACAAUUCAAAGUGUUGGUGCUGACCUUUAAAGCCCUAAACAGCCCAGUAGACCUGAAGGAGUGUCUCCACCUCCAUCGUCCAGCCUGGACACUGAGGUCCAGCUCCAAGAGCCUUCUGGCAGUUCCCUCCCUGCGAGAAGUGAGGUUACAGGGAACCAGGCAGAGGGCCUUCUCGGCCCUCCCAUCAGAUGUCAAGGAAAUAAACUGACUUUUAGAAGACAUCUGAAGGCAGCCCUGUUUAGGGAAGUUUUUAAUGACUGAUGUUUUAAUUGUAUUUUUAAUCUUUUGUUGGAAGCCACCCAGAGUGGCUGGGGAAACCCAGCCAGAUGGGUGGGGUAUGUAUGUAUAAAUAAGAACAACAACAACAACAACAAUAACAACAACAACAACAACUUGAGUGGCUUUAAAAGAGAAUUAGACUCUGUUAGGCACUAGAGGACAGAAGUGCCUGGCGUGCUCUGGUCCAUGGGGUCACGAAGAGUCGGACACGACUAAACAACAAGGCACUAGAUGGGCCAGGGAGCCUGAUCCAGCAGUUUCAUCUCAUAUUCUCAUGGUCUACUCAACAGCUUGUCUAUAAUGGGAAAAUGGAGCUUCCAUUCAAGGAGAAGUAUACCAGAUCUCUUCCUCCUGCCCACCUGGGUGGUGCCCUUAAAACUAGCAAGAGGCAACAGACAGACUCUGACCUCCGCUAAUAAUAAUAAUAAUAAUAAUAAUAAUAAUAAUAAUAAUUUAUUAUUUAUACCCCGCCCAUCUGGCUGAGUUUCCCCAGCCACUCUGGGCGGCUCCCAAUCAAGUAUUAAAAACAAUACAGCGUCAAAUAUUAAAAACUUCCCUGAACAGGUCUGCCUUCAGAUGUCUUUUAAAGAGAAGAUAGCUGCUUAUUUCUUUCACAUCUGAAGGGAGGGCGUUCCACAGGGCGGACGCCACCACCGAGAAGGCCCUCUGCCUGGUUCCCUGUAACCUCACUUCUCGCAAUGAGGGAACCGCCAGGAGGCCCUCGGAGCUGGACCUCAGUGUCUGGGCUGAACGACGGGGGUGGAGACGCUCCUUCAGGUAUACUGGGCCGUUUAGGGCUUUCAAGGUCAGCACCAACACUUUGAAUUGUGCUCGGAAAUGUACUGGGAGCCAAUGCAGAUCUCUUAGGACCAGUGUUAUGUGGUCCUGGCAGCCGCUCCCAGUCCCCAGUCUAGCUGCCGCAUUCUGGAUUAAUUGCAGUUUCUGGGUCACCUUCAAAGGUAACCCCACGUAGAGCGCAUUGCAGUUGUCCAAGCGGGAGAUAACUAGAGCAUACACCACUCUGGAGAGACAGUCUGUGGGCAGGGAGGGUCUCAUCCUGCGUACCAGAUGGAGCUGGUAAACAGCUGCCCUGGACACAGAACUGACCUGCGCCUCCAUGGACAGCCGUGAGUCCAAAAUGACUCCCAGGCUGCGCACCUGGUCCUUCAGGGGCACAGUUACCCCAUUCAGGACCAGGGAAUCCUCCACACCCGCCCGCCCCCUGUCCCCCCAAAACAGUACUUCUGUCUUGUCAGGAUUCAACCUUGUGAUUUUUAUUUUUAUUUUUGCAGCACAUUUGCGGAGCCAGAUCGUCGGAGGCCAGGAAGCAGUACCCCACUCCAGACCCUACAUGGCAACCCUCAAAAUGGACUUGGGCUAUGGCUGCGGCGGGUUCCUGGUGGACCCCCAGUGGGUAAUGACGGCCGCACACUGCAUGAGGUACGUCUCACUAUUCCCUAGUGGUUGCCAGGGUCCAAGCUAAUGGUCGGAGGCUGGUCUUCUGUACAGGUGCUGGCAAUGCCUUUGUAGCCAGCUGGGGAAGUGAAAAAUGUGGAAGCAAAUGAGCUUUGCAAGGUGAAGUCUCUCCCUCUCUCUCCCUUCUCCCCGCUGCUGCAACCACCUGCUCUUUGCAAGCAGAGCUGCGGUUGUCAAUAUUGCACAUAUGGAAGCAAUAGGAUGAAUAAAAGCGGGCGGAGCUUAUGGAAUCAAAAAUUUCCCACUCCAAAAAUGCGGUUUCAAAGCUUUGCUAGCAGAACUCGUUGCAAAACAGACCCAAAACAAUUAACAUUACAUCUGAAUAGUCGUGUGAAAUCAUAUGCUUGUCCAGGCCUAGGUUCAGCUUCUUAGAAACAUUAAAUAACUUCGGCCAGAGCUGUAAACAAAGCUCUCACAGGCUCCAUUCCAGCCAAAGUUGUUCUCUCGUGGAGAGAAAACAUUAGGACACAUGCUUUCUUCUACGGUGCUUGAGAACAAAGACCAACUCCCUCCAAAUGGAGAUUUGCAGCUGAAUACCUUUCCCAUGUGACCUAAAGUUAUACACCUCUGGGACAAAGCAGCAGAGAUGCCGUCUUAGUUCAUUACCAACCUAUUAGGCAAACUGGUGUAGAAAUCUGAAGAGCUGAAUUUAAGACUGGGGAAAUGGACAGAUUCCCCCAUCCUGCCUGUCACCAAGAGAGAACGAUAGCUGAGGGUUGAUUCACAGUUCACUAACCCUUACCAAUGCACACUGGUGCCCUUGUUUUCCAGCGAGAUGACCGUGGUUUUGGGGGCACACGACCGCUCUGCCAUCGAGAACACUCAACAGGUGAUCGGCGUUGAGUCGUACCACAUCCACCCGGAAUAUAAUCGUGUAACGGUUUCAAACGAUAUCCUUUUGCUCAAGGUAAGUUGCUCCAGGCUCCCUCUUCCAUUCUCAGCACCCUCAAAGCCAGUGGCCUUGGUGGAUAAAUCUGAAAUACAUAAAUAAAAUAACAAUUAAACAAAAAAAGGCAGUGACCUCAAGUAGGAAGGGGCAAGUCCUAGGUUCUGUGGUUUAACCCACAGCGCCACCUGCGUCCCUUUUUGCUUCUUACUCUGCCAAAAUUAUCAGUCUGUCAGAUUCUCUUCAGCUGUCAAAUUGUAUCCUCUUCCCCCCCCCAAAAGGAAACUUGACACAACUGUUUCAUAUAUAUAUAUAUAUAUACACAAAAGAAGGAAACCGUUUCAAAAAUCCAAGUCAAAUGGUUGCUAAAUCUCCAUGGCUGUAAAUGCCUCUUUAUCUCCCAUUCACAAAAACGUCCCUUGCAGAACCUGUCCACAGAAAUCGGAAGCUGACUUCCUUUUUGGCUUCCGUUUCGCCAAAUCAGUCAAUUAAAACCUGGUUUCUCUUCUUAAAAACUUUACUUGGCUUUCACCAAUUCGCUGCUUCUGGUGACGGUGUGUGGCUUCGGCAAUAGGGUGCAGUGGAGCCCGGGGAUUGGUGGGGAUGAGUUUUCAGCUUGUGUGUUAUCUUAUUUUAAGAGGGAAACAAAGGGGAAAUUGACCAGGAAGAAUCCAGCUCGCCGUUCUCUGCACCCAUCUGUUGUGCCACAGCUGAGUCACCCACUGGACUUAUUUAUUCUAUUUACUGAAUUUAUAUACCGCCCUAUACCCGGAGGUCUCUGGGCAGUUCACAGAAUAAAAUCAAGAUAUAAAACCACAAAAUACCUAAUAAAAAUAAAAACAACAACCUAAUAGCCCCCCCCCAAAAAAACACAUUUUAAAAGGGGAUAAGAUGUAAAUCGGAACAACCAAAGGAACGUUUUUGCUUGGCGCCUAAAGAUGUGUAAUGAAGGCACCAGGCAAACUUCCCUGGGGAGAGCAUUCCACAGAGGGGGAGCCACCACAGAAAAGGCCCCGUUCUCGUGUUGCCACCCUCUGGACCUCUCGAGGAGGGGACACACGAAGAAGGGCCUCAGAAGAUGAUCUCAGGGUCCGGGUAGGUCCAUAUGGAAAGAGACAGUGCUUGAGGUAUUGCAGUCCUGAGCCAUUUAUAGGUCAAAACCAGCACUUCAAACUGGGCCCGGAAACUCAUUGGUAGCCAGUGCAGUUGGACCAGGAUUGGUGUAAUGUGCUCAAACAGGGUAAAAGGGAAGGGUAGGGUAAAGAAAGAGAGAGAAAUCAGACGGGCAGGAGGGACACUGGUAGAGAUGGGAGGGAGGGAAGAGCUGAGCUCAGCGCUCGCCUUAGCAGAGGAGGAGAAAGUGAGAAAUAAGGGACAAAUAAGGGAUAAGCGUUUUCCCUUGAGAUAAAGGACAAUCCCUUAUUAUAAAGGACAGGUAAAAAGGAAAAGGUGAAAGGACCCCUGACCAUUAGGUCCAGUCAUGACCGACACUGGGGUUGCGGCACUCAUCUUGCUUUAUUGGCUGAGGGAGCCGGCAUCCAGCUUCCGGGUCAUGUGGCCAGCAGGACUAAGCCGCUUCUGGCGAACCAGAGCAGUGCACGGAAACGCCGUUUACCUUCCCGCCGGAGUGGUACCUAAUUAUAUACUUGCACUUUGAGGUGCUUUCAAACUGCUAGGUUGGCAGGAGCAGGGACUGAGCAAUGGGAGCUCACCCUGUUGCGGGGAUUUGAACCACCGAUCUUCUGAUCGGCAAGCCCUAGGCUCUGUGGUUUAACCCACAGCGCCACCCACGUCCCAGGAGGAGGAGGAGAAAGUGAGAAAUAAGGGACAAAUAAAGGAUAAGCGUUUUCCCUUGAGAUAAAGGACAAUCCCUUAUUAUAAAGGACAGGUGCAACCAUAAUUCCAGAGCAGAUUGCAAAGGGAGGUUGGAUAACCCUCCUGCGUCUCCUGGUUCCUUCCUGCAGCUGGUCCACAAGGCUACUCUGAACAAAUACGUCCAGAUGAUUCCCCUGCCCAAAUCUAGCAGCGACCUCCCCGAGGGUACACCCUGCAGCCUGGCAGGUUGGGGCCUGAUUGACGACAGCCAGGACACAGAGAGGCUGUUUGAGACCAACGUCACCAUCUACAGCCGGAAGAAGUGCAUGAAGAUCUACCCGCAGCUCAACGAUGCGAUGAUCUGUGCCGGCAGCCACAAUGAUCUUCGGGAUACAAGCCAGGUGAGGGGGAGGUCAGGGAUGGAGGAAUCUGUGGCCCCCACCCCCCCAGCUGGACUCCAACUCCCAUCAGCCAAUGCUCAGGAACCAUGGGAAAGUUCUGAACCACGCUUGGGAGUCAGACCAGUAACAUAAUAGUAACAACAACAGCAACAACAACUUACCGUAAUAUUUAUAGUUCAACCAUCUGCCUGGGUUUCCCCAGCCGCUGUGGGCGGCUCCCAACAGAAUAUUAAAAACACGAUAAAAGAUCACACAUCAAAAUUUUCCCUAAACGGGGCUGCCUUCAGAUGUCUUCUUAAAGUCAGACAGUUGUUUAUCUCCUUGACAUCUGAUGGGAGGGCAUUCCACAGGGCGGGUGCCACUACCAAGAAGGCCCUCUGCCUGGUUCCCUGUAACCUCACUUCUUGCAGGGAAGGAACUGCCAGAAGGCCCUUGGAGAUGGACCUCCGUGUCCAGGCUGGACGAUGGGAGUGGAGACGCUCCUGAAGGUAUACUGGGUUUUAAAAAACCCUUCCCUAUACAGGAUUGCCUUCAGGUGGCUUGGGGAUCCAAUAACAACUCCAUACCCUCCAAUAUUUUUCCAAUGUAAAUAAUAAUAAUAAUAAUAAUAAUAAUAAUAAUUUAUACCCCAUCCAUCUGGCUGGGUUUCCCCAUUCAAUCUGAGUGGCUCUCAACAGAAUAUUAAAACCACAAUAAAAGAUCACACAUCAAAAAAACUUCCCUGAACAGGGCUACCUUCAGAUGUCUUCUUAAGUCAGAUAGUUGUUUAUCUCCUUGACAUCUAAUGGGAGGGCAUUCCACAGGGCGGGCGCCACCACCGAGAAGGCCCUCUGCCUGGUUCCCUGCAACCUCGCUUCUCGCAAGGAGGGAACUGCCAGAAGGCCCUUGGAGCUGGACCUCAGUGUCCGGGAUGAGCGAUGGGGGUGGAGAUGCUCCUUCAGGUACGUCCUAAGGAAAAGUGGGGCAUUAAGGGGUCAAAUCAGAAACCGGGAUGGCAUCUCUAAAUCAGGGACGUCCCUGGAAAAUAGGGACAUUUGGAGGGGCCACACUGAGCUGGACUGUAGAACUUCCUUCCAACCCUCAGAUGCACUGGUUCUAAUUGGAGCCAGAGGCCCAGAUCUUUGCAAUUGAAUGGUGCAGUUUGAGAAGAAGAAGAAGAAGAAGAAGAAGAAGAAGAAGAAGAGGAGGAGGAGGAGGAGGAGGAGGAGGAGGAGGAGGAGGAGGAGGAGUUUGGAUUUGAUAUCCCGCUUUAUCACUACUGUCAGGGAACUGACAUCGGAGCUAGAGGUGGAGGGAAGGCUCUCCAAUGAUGCUGGAGAAGGGCCCAGCAGGGAGAGAGGCAGCUCAGCAGAUGGGGAAGCAAUUCAGUGCAACACCAGGAAUAAGGAGGGGCAGAUGGGGGAAUCGGCGAGAGGGCUCCCAGACUCUUCACCGGACACCAGCGGGGAGAGCACUGGUCCCCCGCUACCCACGCCCUCCCUGCGCAGAAGACUUCCGCGCAGAGAAAGUAGGAGGAGACUGGGUGUCAAACAACUUUUAUGUUGGAAAAGGUUUAAGAAACGCCCACUGACGGAUUCUGCUAGCGACUGAGGCAGCCACGAAUUGAAGGGCUGUCCAGACAGAAAGGUUUAACAAGGCAACAUAGCCAGGAGAGGCGGCAACUUACGCACGAGCAACCCCAUACCAUUAUAACUACCUAAAGGAGUCUCAAAGCAGCUAACAUUCUCCUCUCCCUUCCUCCCCCACAACAAACACUCUGUGAGGUGAGUGGGGCUGAGAGACUUCAGAGAAGUGUGACUGGCCCAAGGUCACCCAGCAGCUGCAUGUGGAGGAGCGGAGAUGCGAACCCGGUUCCACAGAUUACGUGACUACCGCUCUUAACCACUGCACCACGCUGGCUUGGUUUGAGGAGCUUGUAGCAGUGAGGAUGUUUGCUUUUCUCCCCCCCAGGGUGAUUCCGGAGGCCCCAUGGUGUGCAAAGGCGUGGCACAAGGAAUCGUCUCGUUUGGUAACUCAUACCCUCCUGGAGUUUACUCUCGCAUCGCCCAUUUCCUGCCCUGGAUCAAGAAAACUAUGGAAUCCUGAAGAGAAGAAGCAACAGGCAGCAGCACCCUUUGCUCAAUAUAUGUAUAAAAAAACCUUCUGCAUGCUUAAUAACCUGUACGCCUUUCGUUCUGCAAUCCCACCCACCCGCAACCUAUUGAAGCAAGUGGGUCCAUGGGGUCUUCAAUUCGCAAGUGCAUUUAUCUGAUUUGCCUCUUCAUAUAGCGGCGAUUCCCAGAGAGGUUGAACAGUCGACCCAUCUCUCCAGGAAUUCUGGGAAGCGUAGUUCUAUGGGGGAGCAAACUACAGUUCCCAAGAUUCCUAUGGGAGGAAGCCACCAUAGCUGUCUAAAGCAGUAUAAUGCUUGAGAUCGCUAUGCACAGUAUUGUAUGAUUUCAGUGGAUUUGCCCCAAGUCCACUUUGGUUGGUUAUAUGCCUAAGGGGGCAGGAUAGCCAAAUGGGGAGAGGAAAAGAAGUUGGGAGGGAGGGUGAAAACUGGAAUCAGCCCCUUGCUCUGUUGCACUCUCUCCAACGUAUAUUAUCUAGUAAAGCUAAAAGGCUGAGCAUUAAUCUUGUACCUUUUUCCUUGGUUCUCCGAAAAUGUCGUGAAAACGUCCAGGGGGGGAGGGGUGUCGAAUAUCACAAGUGUCAUUGUUCAGGUGUGUGUGUUGCAUUGCAAUAAUGAAAUGAAAUGCUGGGAC
This is a messenger RNA of Podarcis lilfordi (Lilford's wall lizard), 10466 nucleotides long. The record is from the annotation of a GenBank genome assembly. NCBI's taxonomy places the organism in Eukaryota, Metazoa, Chordata, Lepidosauria, Squamata, Lacertidae.